UCUUUUCAAUUCAUUUAUCUGCAGGAAUGAUUGCGACUAUCAGUCUAGAGCUCACCGCCUGACUGAGGAGGUGAAAGUUGCGCCACAGGAAGAUAAACCGCAAAAGACAAUAUUGCAUGUAUACAUGAUUUUGCGUGUGCAUCGGAUGCGCGGUAUAGGGGAAUUCCUCGCGUCUUAAAAAGUAAACAGAAAAAUCGGUGGAUUUGAGAGUUUGCUCAGUCGCGUGAGGUGCAAGAGAUAGAGAGAGAGGGGGAGGAAGAAUAUCUGUGCGUGAUUUUGUGAUUUCUGCUCUCAGUCGUCUCGGCGAGUCUAGACUGAAGAUGCUCUUGGACGCAGGACCGCAGUAUCCCACCAUAGGAGUCACUACUUUCGGCUCCUCACGGCAUCACUCAACAGGCGAAGUCACAGAGAGAGAAGUGGCGUUGGGGAUAAAUCCGUUCGCGGAUGGGAUGGGCGCCUUCAAAAUAAACCACAGCUCCCAUGAUAUUGGCUCCGGACAAACGGCGUUUUCCUCCCAGGCGCCCGGCUACGCGGCAGCCGCACUGGGACACCAUCACCACCCGACCCACGUUGGCUCUUACUCCACGGCGGCUUUCAACUCCACCAGGGACUUUCUCUUCAGAAAUCGGGGAUUCGGGGACGCCACCGGCGCUCAGCACAGUUUGUUCGCCUCCGGAAGUUUCGCAGGGCCACAUGGACACUCAGAUGCAGCGGGGCACCUGCUCUUCCCGGGGCUCCACGAGCAAGCGGCGAGCCAUGCGAGUUCCAAUGUGGUCAACAGCCAGAUGCGGCUGGGCUUCUCGGGGGACAUGUACGGACGGGCCGACCAGUACGGCCACGUUACAAGCCCGCGGUCCGACCACUAUGCUUCGACCCAGCUGCACGGCUACGGCCCCAUGAACAUGAAUAUGGCCGCACAUCAUGGAGCAGGGGCCUUCUUUCGAUACAUGAGGCAGCCGAUCAAACAAGAGCUCAUCUGCAAGUGGGUUGAGCCGGAGCAGCUGACGAAUCCCAAAAAGUCGUGCAACAAAACUUUUAGCACGAUGCACGAGCUCGUGACCCAUCUGACGGUGGAGCAUGUGGGGGGACCGGAGCAGACGAACCACAUCUGCUUCUGGGAGGAAUGCGCCAGAGAAGGAAAGCCAUUCAAAGCCAAAUACAAACUUGUAAAUCAUAUCAGAGUACACACCGGAGAAAAGCCGUUUCCGUGUCCGUUCCCGGGCUGUGGCAAAGUAUUUGCUCGAUCGGAAAAUCUAAAAAUUCACAAAAGGACUCACACCGGUGAGAAGCCUUUUAAGUGUGAGUUUGAAGGCUGCGACAGGAGGUUUGCAAACAGCAGUGACCGCAAGAAACACAUGCACGUCCACACGUCGGAUAAGCCCUAUCUCUGCAAAAUGUGCGACAAGUCAUACACACAUCCAAGCUCCCUCCGAAAACACAUGAAGAAGGUCCAUGAAUCCACCAAUCCGGGCCCGCAACCGUCUCCAGCGGCCAGUUCAGGGUACGAGUCGUCCACACCUCCCACCAUAGUAUCACCGUCCACAGAGAACCAGAGCAGCAGCUCCAUAUCACCAGCAGCCUCAGCAGUACACCACACAACCAGCCACAGCACGCUGUCGUCAAAUUUCAAUGAAUGGUACGUGUAAAUAUUUUUGACAAAAAAAAAAAAAAACGAGGAAAGAAAAAACGCGAGAAAAAAGACUGCAGCAUUUAAAAAAAAAAAGAAAGAGAGAGACUGCUUGGAAUCAAAGACUUUAUCAAGUCAGCCAGUGAAACAUGGACUGAGAAAACACGGGAGGCCCAAACGAUCAAUUAAAGGCUGUCUUUAAUGUCAAUGAGAGAGAAUGCAUGGACAAAAAGGAGGCGAGGACAGCCACCGAGUUAAACUUUUUUUUUUCCUCUUCUGCUCCUCAAUAUUUUUCUUUGACUCUUUAUUUUUACUGAGAGACUUCCUCGAAAGAGAUCUCAAAAAGCAUGCGGGCCUGAAUUUUUGUACAUAAGGAUUUUACCAAGUUGGGGGUGGGGAAAAAAAUGUAAUAUUUUAUUUUGUAAAUAGUUCUAUCACAGUUUAAGGGAAUUUGUGAAAAUGUGGUCCCUAGAUAUAUGGAAAAAUGAGAUGGUUUUAAGAAUAUUGCGAUGAAUAGACUUCAUUGAAAAGAAUGUUAUAGUUGUGAACCAAAUGUGAAUUAUUCAGUAUUACUACAGUCUACACGUCGACCUAACCGACUCUUAGUAUUAAUGUGCUUUUGUAGCCUAUUCAGUGCAACAUUUUCGUCCAAGGUCCAGUUUGAGUAGCACAGUAUCAUUGUUGUUAUUUAAUGUCAUGUCGAUAAAUCGUGUAGUGAAAGCCUGAAAUUCCGUGUCAAUCUGUUUAUGUACGUGAUAAAUAUAAAAAAAAAAAAUCUCUGUCAAUUGCUUUGUCUGAAAGGAAGUAUUAUUACAUGUAAGUAGCUCAAUUUUCCAUAUUUAUCCGCAUGUAAAGGACCGGUAACAUGUUAGAAAUGAUCGGUAUUUAUGGAGAAAUGCGCUCGUAUGUAAAAUUUAGUUUACAAAAAAAUGUUUGGAUACAUUUCGUACUAUAUUAAAGGAUUAAAAAAUA
Messenger RNA from Larimichthys crocea (large yellow croaker), 2599 nucleotides. It is a transcript of the gene zic1, whose product is annotated as zic family member 1 (odd-paired homolog, Drosophila). The record is from RefSeq and is a predicted model, not a curated record. The transcript has 3 exons. Gene Ontology annotation, molecular function: RNA polymerase II cis-regulatory region sequence-specific DNA binding; DNA-binding transcription factor activity, RNA polymerase II-specific. Bases 321 to 1646 code for a protein of 441 amino acids. Gene Ontology annotation, cellular component: nucleus. Gene Ontology annotation, biological process: regulation of transcription by RNA polymerase II. Lineage: Eukaryota; Metazoa; Chordata; Actinopteri; Sciaenidae.